CUUUCUCUUUGUGUGCGCGCCGUGACUUUCGAUUUUGUCUGCACCUACUUGUGAGUUUAUUUGCUAGAUCUGAAUACAUGAAGCCAUGAAAUUUGGUAGUAUUUUGUUCGAUGAAUCUGGAUCUGGAUCUAGAUCUUGAUCUUUUAACUUGAUGUUUGUUUUCCUUACUUCAAAGUUAGAAUAUUCUUUGUGUUCUGGCAGAUUAUUAUAUGUUUUCAUAUUGAUUAUUGGAAAAUCUUGUUUUCAUCGUUUCCUGCAUAUGUAGUUGUGAUGUCAAAACAAUCUGUAAAAUUUGGGUAAGUUAUGUAGCUUCUUCGAGUGGUUUAUAUGGCGAACAGUGGAACCAUGAAAUACACUCCUUUUUGGGAAGAGAAUAGAGUUUCAUGGACUUUUUCAAUUUUCAAGAGAACCUCGUUACAUGUAUUGAGCUAUAUAAAUAUGUUUGCAAUGAGAUCUGUAUGACCUAUGAAUUUGGAAGUUCCAGGGUUGUCUUGAAAGUCAUAGCGUAUGAGAUAUAGGUAGCUUUCUUUAUAAGGUGAGUGAAAGUGAAAGGCAAUUUGAAAAAUCUAUAAGGAGCUAAGAAUUGUGAAGUAAGUAACCAAUCUCUCCCACUGAUAUCCAUUCUUUUCUAAUAUUUCUUUUAUUGUAUGUCCCGCACCCUCGUUUGACAUCUUCUUUUUUCUGAAAAAAAUAUUCCAAAUGACAAAAGAAAUCAUUCGUAAUUACUUCUUUGCUAGCUAUGCUUGCCAAAUCCUGUACUUCUACGUCAACAUUGUAAAUGUCGCCUUUGACAUACCUUUUCUUGUUUUGACCUGAGAUAAAACCUUUAGAUUUCCGAAUUCUCCUCUAAACCUAUAACUUUGCAUUAGCAUCCUGUUCAGUUUCAUCAAUCAACACUGUGGUUGGCAAGGAGCAGACAUCAUGUUUGUAUCAUUUGGUACUUUUGUGAGUUCAUCCAUAACUAUAACAAAGAGACAGACUUAAGGUUGAGCCUUGGUGUGACCUUCAGAGAUACGGAAAGCAUGUCGCAUCAUCACAUGCAUGUCUUUUCUGGUAUCUAUACAUAUUUUUAAUCUCGUUAACAUACAUUCUAGGGUCUUUUUCUUCAAGAGCCCACUAUAUCACUUUUGAUAUCCUUUCAUAUGCUUUUAUCUAGAUUGAUAAAGACCACAUGUGGAUCCUUUUAAGUUUCUUAUUUCUUCUUAAGUUGUCUAAAUAAUAUAAUGUAGGAGAAGCACAUAGCAUGGACUUUCAUGAGCUUGAUUAUUGACCUUGGUUAACUUUCAUCUGUUGUCCUGCAGCUAACUCUCAUAAUGCUUUAUAACUUACAAAAGUGAUUUCUUAAUAACUUUUGAGUUUUGAAUCUCAUUAUUCUUCUAUGUUGGGACUACUUGCUCUUCCUCCAUUUACCUGUUGUACGGUUGGCUUAAUAAUCUAGUGAGCUGUGUGAAAGCUUCCUUUUCACUAGCUCUCCAGGUCUCCAUAAGGAUUGUCAAAACUUAGAGCUUUACCUGGAUUUGAUCUUUAUCUUCACCUUCAACAUGCUAAUCGUGCAACACCUCUUACUAGUGUCAUCAAAAGAGUGAUUCGGCCAUCUACUCUUUCUUUAUUGUUUUUAUUUGGUAAACCUAUCAAUAUAAUCCCUUAAUUGUUUCCCAACCUUAUCAUCUAUAGCUUGGAAUAUUUGGCCCUCAUCCUUGAUGAAUUUGAUUUGACUUUUAAGUUUUUCUAGUUUUCUUCAUUUGUUUUGUGUGUAUGUGUGUAUAUAUAUCCUUUUCUGUGUUACCCUGAUGAACUUUUUCAAAGUCUUUAUGAUGGAAAAUAACAUAAAAAAAAGGCAUGGUCUUAUUUGUUUCAACUUCAUAUUUCAUAUUGUUAUGAAUUGUUGUGCAUGAGCAGUCAGAUGAUUGAACAAGUAAAUCUUCCUGAGCAUGAUGUGCACAUAUUCUUGGGUACACUGAUGAUGUGCUUACUUGGUUGCUACAUAUGGAAUAUGCCGCGUUAUGAUGAUCGUCAUGGCAGUACCCGUCUCUAUGUUGGCCACUUGGCUUCACGUACAAGAUCACGUGAUUUGGAAGACAUUUUUAGCAGAUAUGGAAGAAUACGUGAUGUGGAUAUGAAGCGUGACUUUGCUUUCGUGGAAUUCAGUGACCCUAGAGAUGCUGAUGAUGCAAGAUAUAGCUUAAACGGUCGUGACGUCGAUGGAAGUCGCAUUGUUGUGGAAUUUGCAAAAGGGGCUCCACGAGGGGGCGGUGGCGGUGGCGGCGGUGGCGGCGCUUCUGGUGGAUCUCGUGAAUUUCUUGGUAGAGGUCCUCCUCCAGGAUCAGGCCGUUGCUUCAAUUGUGGGCUUGAUGGCCACUGGGCUCGAGACUGCAAAGCUGGUGACUGGAAGAACAAAUGCUAUCGCUGUGGAGAACGUGGCCAUAUAGAAAGGAAUUGUCAGAACAGUCCCAAGAAAGUGAAUGCUGAAAGCAGGCGUGGACGAAGUUAUUCGCGCACUCCAUCUCCACCUCGGCGUGGAAGAAGCCGGAGUCGGAGCUUGAGUCGAAGUCGCAGCUACAGCCGAUCAAGGUCGCCUGCAAAGCGAGAACGAAGCAGUGAACGUGCAGAAAGAAGGUCAAGAAGCCCUAGGAGACACCGGGCUUCUUCACCUCCACCAUCCAGAGGGAGGAAACGCAGCCCAUCACCUGAUGACAGAAGCCUGCAAGAAAAGGGUACACCGUCACCAAGAGACCAUGCGAGAAGGCCAAAGGCAACAAGUAGGAGCCCCAUGGAAGAUGAUGGUGGUCGAGGAGGCAAUAACAGCCCUGACAACAGGAGUCCUGUUGAAGAAAAUGGGCACAGUGGGAGCCCUGGUUCAGUGCCUAGAGACAAUGGAACCCCUGUUGAGGAUGAGGAUGUAAACAAUGGUUCACCAGAGGCCAGUGAAUCUGGUUAAAUGCGAGCAAAAUGGGGUAUGGACCUUCAACGAGUAUUAAUCAUGAAUUGAGGAAUUAUUCUUGAAUUUGGAGUCUGGAGUUAAAGAAAAUAACUGUGACAACUUGAUGUUGUAUUUUGUGUUGUUUCUUUUAGGUAUUGGUAUGUUAAAUGAUAGAUGCUAUUAUGUAUUAUUACAUAUUUUAGGCUACU
Molecule: messenger RNA, 3129 nt
Organism: Cynara cardunculus var. scolymus (artichoke)
Lineage: Eukaryota; Viridiplantae; Streptophyta; Magnoliopsida; Asterales; Asteraceae
Product: serine/arginine-rich splicing factor RS2Z33-like
Exons: 7
Coding region: 1892-2938 (348 amino acids)
Biological process (GO): mRNA splicing, via spliceosome
Cellular component (GO): nuclear speck
Molecular function (GO): mRNA binding; zinc ion binding
Source: RefSeq, a predicted model, not a curated record